AUGCAAACCAUGAAUAAUAACAAUGGUGUUACUAAUAAUGAUCGUGUCGGAGAAUUUGUUGAUAUCGCGAAUUACAAUUCAAGUCACGUGAACACAUCACCAAAUAUAAAUUCGACACGUACCUAUACUCCACCAUUAAUGGGUACCUAUGCUCGUGCAGCUAAAAGUCGAAUCGAUGGUGAUAUGGGACCCAUACGUAUCGAUGGUACAGAUACAUAUAAUGAACAAUUACAGCAUCAUUAUCAAAAUGUUCGACAAAUUAUGGACGCUCAACAAUCGAAUCAAACAUCAAAAGCUGAUCAGUCAAGGUCAUCAUCAAAUACAAGACAAGAUUUUUUCGAUCAGCAAGUUCAAUCAUCAACCUAUGAUUCUCCACCAUUGGAGCAAAAGCCAAUGCAAAAGUUAAUUACAACAAUAACAACAACAACAACAUCAACAUUGCCAACUUUAAGUAAUCGUACAAAUUCACUAAAUCGAUUAUCAUCAAUAGAAGCUGAUCGUGCGCUUGAACAACCAUCAACCAAUGUGAAAACAAUUAAAAGCGACUUUAAACAACAACUAAUUGCAAAUGAACAUACGGAAAGACAGGAAAAUUUUGUAGACUCUAAUAAUCAAGAAACUCGUCGUCUAAUAAAUUUUCCACUUAUAAAAACAACUGGUGCUACUGAUCUUGAUAAAGCUCAAGCUCAAUUUGAUAAUGUAAAUGACGAUCAUCAAGCUAUUCAACAAUUAACACGAGCCCUUCAUGAUCAUAAUAAAACAACAGUCAAUGAAUAUAAACGUUUACCAUCACAAACAAAUACAGGUGUACUUAAUACAACAAUAACGACGCGUACUACUGUUGUUGAUCCAAAAACUAAACCUGUAAAAAGUGAAUUUACUGUUAUUGACGCUUUACUUGCCAAUCCAUUAGCAAUAAAUGAUGAUAAACAUAAUAAUGCAUUACAUAAACGUUUCAAUGAUAUUAUAUCGAAUUUACGAAAUUCGGAAUGUGUUAAUUUAUUGAAACCAUCAACAGGAAAAGAAACAACAAAGAAUUCACCAAAGACUACUACAGUUGAAAUUGUUACUACACCACUAAAGGAAAGACAAACAGAAUCCGUCAUAGAGCCUAUUUUAAAUUCUUCUGAACAGACGCCAUUACUCAAUGCAAAAGAUAAGAAAAAGCAAGAUAAAGAGAAUAAGAAAAAAACUAAAAUCAAAUCGAAACAAUUAUCAAAAAAUGAAGAUUAUCAAGUGAUUGAUGCAUUGAUUAACAAUCCAACGUCAGUUUAUCUACCAGAUGAAUUUCUAACCAAAUACAAAGUUAUUCCUCCAUCGUCACCAUUAUUUGCCAUUCCUGGAAUACUAUCAGACAACAAGGGCACACAAUCGGAUCCAAACGUUAAAAUUGAUGCAGUUCAUUAUCUUGCGAAAAUUAUUAAGGAACUUACGUUACAUCAUGCAGCUGCACUAACUGCAUCAACGACUAUUACAAAAGUUCAAAUGCAAAAGUCAACUAAACCUAUUGAUUCGAAUGAAUCAAUUCAACAACAACAAGUGUUGACAAAUUCCAAUCAACUCACAGAAAAAACGCCACUACCACCAGGAUCGAGUACACCACGAAUUGUUUAUCGAUAUAUGGAUGAUCAAGGAAAUGUACUUAAAUUAUCAUCAACACCACCAUCAAAACUACGUGAAACUAUACCAGAGCAAUCACAACAAUAUUUCUAUCGUAAAAUGGAACCAACACAUACGAAUACUCGACAAAUUACAAGAGAUGAUGAACGUAUGAAUCGAAGAUCAGAAAAUGGACAAGAACGCACUUUAUGGCAUGAUGAUUCAAGGCCAACCUCAGCAGUAACAAGAGCAAAUUCAGGAUUUCAAGAUAAACGCUCAUCACAGUUAGGUGAACAAUCUCAACAGUAUUCAUGUCGUAAAGCUGAACCAACAUAUAUUCCUACUCGAGAUGAUGACUAUCUUCAUCGAGUACCUGGACAUGAACAACGUGUACUAUGGCACGAUGAUUCAAAACCUACCAGAACAUUAGCAAAAGAAAAUUUACAAUUUCAAGAUCAAAAUCGAUCAAAAUCCUGUGAUCGGCCGUUAUCAGAAAUGCGUGCAGCACCUGUACCAGUUGAACAUCGACAUUCAGGAAACACUUCUCCUCGGGAACAACAUACGCAUCAUCAUAAUCAUUAUCCAAAUCAAGAAAACAUUUCAUUAACUUGGUUACCACUUUCUCAUCAAUGCAAGCCAACUGGUUGCGAUACAGAUUCAACGAUUCAUGAACGUACGCCAAUGCGUCAUACACAUGACUAUGUACCUACACAUGCACAUUGUCAUCAUAAUAAACGAGAAGUCCUUCAAAAUGCAUUUUAUGACAAUCAUCCAACUGGUCACGCUUAUUACCCAUCUCCACCGCCUGUGUCGUGUCCUGGUCCAGCUAAAUUACCUGAACAUGGCUGUAAUGGUUGUUUUCGAAAUUAUAUCGAAGUAUUUCGUGAUGGUGCAGCAUUACCAAGCGAAGUCUAUUCAGUACCACUAGAUGAUUCACUAUCAACCAAUUGUCAUGGCUCAUUUUACGAUCAAUAUGACGAAAACAAUGACAACAAUUCCCCUCGAACAUGCUUACUGAAUAGACACAAUGAAAAAAGCAUUCCAUCAAAACCAAAUCAUAAUCUGCAUCAUCAAUACAAUAGGCAUAGUAGUCCGAAUCGUGAUUAUAUUUAUAUUGAUAAUUAUUUACCUCAAUCGAAAUCAUUUGAUUAUCGUCCCUUACGCACCAAACUUCAACGUGAACAUAAUAUAACGCCACGUUUACUUGUUGAUGAAUGGGAUAAUUCUCAACAAAAUGCACCGACUGGCUAUAAUAAAUAA
Molecule: messenger RNA, 2859 nt
Organism: Rotaria socialis
Lineage: Eukaryota; Metazoa; Rotifera; Eurotatoria; Philodinida; Philodinidae
Source: the annotation of a GenBank genome assembly